Messenger RNA from Apiotrichum porosum, 2154 nucleotides. RefSeq lists its product as uncharacterized. The record is from RefSeq and is a predicted model, not a curated record. The coding region runs from base 1 to 2154 and encodes 717 amino acids. The transcript has a single exon. NCBI's taxonomy places the organism in Eukaryota, Fungi, Basidiomycota, Tremellomycetes, Trichosporonales, Trichosporonaceae.
AUGGACAUUCCCUUCUCUUCCUCCAUCGCUUACCCCAUGACAGUCUGGCCGCCGUUCUCCGCUCUCGCGGGCUGGCAGACCAUUUGCCCCCGGCUCUUGUCUCCCGACGCCGUCGUCCAGCCCCUACUCCUCCCUCCUCGCCGGCUCGCCGCGCCUUCGCCGACCCCGACCAUGUCGAGCGACGAUGAUCCCGCCCCCCAGGCCGCCACCGGUGUUGCCACUGCGCAACCCAAGUCGGCGGCCGACACUGCAGGUGCUCCAGGAGCGCCUGCCCCUGCUCCUCCCAAUGCCAUCGGGUCGAUGGGUGCUCCGGCCCCCGUGAACGGCCCAGGAGCCGCCGAACGCCAACGUACGGUUAGCGACCCCGAACCCCCCUCCAAGCUCUCGGACAGCGACAGUGGCCCCACUCGCGCCAACAGCUUUUGGCAGUCAUCCUCCUCCCUCUCCCUUGACUCACAGACGAGCACGGGCGAGAGCGCAAACGGUGCCUCCCGUCAUCACGGCCGCCCAAGCCGCUGGUCCAAGGCCAGGUCUACGUCGACAGAAUCAUCCUUGUCCCUCUCAGGCAUCACAAACCUCGGGUCUGUGUACAACCAAGACGGAUUCCCCAACUACCCCGUGUCCUCGGAUGACGACCGCGACAUUACACAGCUUGCAAUGGACGAUGCGGCAAUCGCCAAACAGUUGGCUCUCACGGACGAGGCGGUGCGUUCCAUCAACGGCACGGCCUCCGUCGUCUCGGCCCAAGGCCUCGGCAUGCCCAUCCCACCCCCUUCGGGCAACACGUACGAGCUCCCACGCAGUAUGGCCGCGUUUGUCCGCCGUCCCGGUGAGGUCGGUGCUCGCGGUGACAUUGCUACGGGUCGCUCGUUUGUGAGCUCGGGAUCCAGCACGUCCUCUGAAGAAUCCGAGCAUCUCGCUUCGGUACAGUGGGUCAACUCGGUCUCUACCCCAUCAGGAUCGUACCCCUCGACCUUUUACCCCAACUUUUACAACAAUAACAACAACAACAACCAGCAGCCCAACCGCUCGGCAAGUUCCCCCAAAAUGCCCCCGCCCGCAUCCACCAGUCGCAAGAUGGCUUCGCCCGGAGGCCGACGCAACGGCGUCCCCCUCCCCUCUGGAAGUGCGCAGGGAACCCCAACGCAGGCCUUUGUCGCUCCUGGGAGUGCGCCUGUGUCCGCCGGUACGGCCACGGGAGGUACACCAAUUGCGGGUGUGUCCGCUGAGGGAUCACCGGACAAUGACGACGAUGACCAGACUGUCGGUGGCCUCCGUGAGGGUAGUCCAUCGUCCUCGUCUGCUUCCGGCCUCGACCUUCUUUCUCACGCCGCCGCCCACCACGAGCGCACGCGUUACAGCUCGCAGACCAAGCGCAAGGCCGGCGCCGAGGCCGUCGCACAGUGGCGCGAGAGCGGUAUCCCCUCUGGCCCCAUGCGCCGAGGAGAGGUCGUCCCCAACCCUGGUGGUUACGAUUCGCCCGGCUAUGAGAGUACGCCCAGCGCCGAUGGCCAGCCGCGCGAAGAUCAGGGAUCAGAACCCCCAAAGAAGCGAAGGAAGAGCGAGAUGCAGCUCGAGGCUCCCGACGCACGUCUCCGCCCCGCCACGCAUGAAGGAGACGAGGCCGUCGAGGGCGAUUCCGAGUACGAGUCCGCGAGCGCAAGUGAGAGCGAGUACCACGGUGCCGGUGGUGUCCGAGGAGUGCGCAAACCCAAGGCCAAGAACCGCAAGCCCCGCGUGCGCUCAACCCUCGCCGUCCCGCCCGCCCCGCCAGCAACCAACAAGCCAAACUCGUCGGGCUCCAAGAAGGGUCCCAAGUCAGCAGCUGCCGCACCCAAGGCUCGCCGCAUGAGCGAGACCUCCGCCAAGGGCGGCGACAUUGCCGGCGGCGUCCAGUGCGACUAUGUCAACCCGCUGCCCCCAUACCAGCGCUGUCCCGACGUCUUCACUCGCAAGUAUGACAUUCCACGACAUAUGGCACGCCACGCUCGCCGUGAGGGUGACCUCGUCGCCGAGGGCAAGCUGCCAGAGGAGAAGGCGCUGCUGUGGAAGACCAUCAGGGACAAGCCGAGGAUCCGUUGCAAGACUUGUGGCGAAUACUUUACCAGGCAGGACGCGCUCAAGCGCCACCAAGCAAAGCAGCACCACCACUAG